This is a messenger RNA of Platichthys flesus (European flounder), 1905 nucleotides long. RefSeq names its product zinc finger protein 2-like. Gene Ontology annotation, molecular function: DNA-binding transcription factor activity; RNA polymerase II cis-regulatory region sequence-specific DNA binding. The record is from RefSeq and is a predicted model, not a curated record. Gene Ontology annotation, biological process: regulation of transcription by RNA polymerase II. Lineage: Eukaryota; Metazoa; Chordata; Actinopteri; Pleuronectiformes; Pleuronectidae. The coding region runs from base 17 to 1153 and encodes 378 amino acids. The transcript has 2 exons.
AUGGCUCAGAGACUCGAUGUGCACAGAGACGAGGAACAUGUCCGUCGUGCACCUGCUGCGGGUGUUGGUGCAUGAGCGGAUCACUGCUGCCGCUGAACACUUUCUGCUGCAGGGGGAGAUAGGAGGAGGAAAGGCUCGAGUCCCGGCGCUGAGAGCGAUGCUCACCGAGCGGCUCACGGCAGCGGAGGAGGAGAUCCUCACGGUGCUUGAGGAAACCGUGGCAGAGUACGAGGACCGAGUGGAGCGGUCCGAGCAGGAGAUCUGCCGCCAGAGGAGGCUGCUUGAUGCCGUGAUGAAGCCCGUAGUCCAGCUGCACAGAGCAGUGUGUCCCGCAGACGUCCAGCAACUGAUGGUGAUUAAAGAAGAGGUUCCCCCUGAGCAGCAGCAGUGGAGCCCCCUUGUGGACCAGGAGGAUCCAGAUCCCCCCUACAUUAAAGAGGAGCAGGAGCAACCCUGGACCACUCAGGAUGGACAGCAGCUUCAAGGACUAGAGGAGGCUGAUAUCAAGUUCACAUUGACUCCUGUCGAUGUGCGGAGGGAAGUAGAUGAAGAGAAACUUAACCCGUCAAAGCUUCACCCGAGUGAGACGAAGGAGUCCAGAGCGGACUGUGGAGGACCAGAACCAGCCAGGAACUCAGUUCCUGAUGGACGAUUACAACAAGGUACUGAGGACAAGACUGAAGAUUCUUCUGAGACUGAAGACAGUGAGGAUGAUUGGAUGGAGACCAGGGAACCACAGACUGGUUUAAAUACAAGAAAUAACGAACAGUCUCUAAGUUAUAUGGCAUGUAAUACAGAAGAAAAAUCGUUUAGUUGCUCUGAGUGUGGUAAAAGAUUUAACUCAAAGGGCAGUCUAAAUAGACAUAUGAGGAUUCAUAAAGGAGAUAAACUGUUUAGUUGCUCUGAGUGUGGUAAAAGAUUUAACCAUAAGUGCAGUCUAGAUAAACAUAUGAUGAGUCAUACAGGAGAGAAACAGUUUAGUUGCUCUGAGUGUGGUAAAAGAUUUAUUAAUAGGGGGAAUCUAAAUUCACAUAUGAGGAUUCAUACAGGAGAGAACCCGUUUAGUUGCUCUGAGUGUGGUAAAAGAUUUAGUGAUAGGGGGAAUCUAAAUUCACAUAUGAGGAUUCAUACAGGAGAGAAACCGUUUAGUUGAUCUGAGUGUGUCAAAAGAUUUACCCAUAAGUGCAGUCUAGAAUCACAUGUGAGGAUUCAUAAAGGAGAGAAACCGUUUAGUUGCUCUGAGUGUGGUUACAGAUUUACCCAAAAGGGCAAUCUAGAUAAACAUAUGAGGAUUCAUAGAGGAGAGAAACAGUUUUUGUGCUCUGAGUGUGGUAAAAUAUUUAGCAGUAGGGCGAAUCUAAAUUCACAUAUGAGGAUUCAUACAGGAGAGAACCCGUUUAGUUGCUCUGAGUGUGGUAAAAGAUUUAACCAUAAGUGCAGUCUAGAUAAACAUAUGAUGAGUCAUUCAGGAGAGAAACCGUUUAGUUGAUCUGGGUCUGGUAAAGGUUUAAGAUUCAUUCCUAUUGUACAAGACGUGAUGAUUCAUAAAGGAGGGAAGUGAUUCAGUUGCAACCAUUGCAACAAAAGAUUUAUUAGGAUUCAUCAGCAUCAUUAUCUGCUGAUUAUUAACAGUUUUGAUGUCCCUAGAAAAUAUAACUCAUUGAAUAACACGAAGAUUUUUGUUAAUAUAUCUUAUUUCUACUGAUUUCCACAUAUUCCAUCUAUUUUUCAUAAUGUCCUUCAUGUCAUUUUAAGGUUAAAGUGUGUUCCUUGCAAAGUAUGAAUGUGUAUUCUUAACUAGUUCAUAUGAUUACAAUUUUUGUUUUUAAACAAGGGUUAUUGGUUUGCGAGAUUCAAUGACAGAUUGUGUUCUCCUUUAUGUAUUGAAUGUGUUUCCAAGAAUAA